Cuscuta campestris is the source of this 2119-nucleotide messenger RNA. NCBI's taxonomy places the organism in Eukaryota, Viridiplantae, Streptophyta, Magnoliopsida, Solanales, Convolvulaceae. The record is from the annotation of a GenBank genome assembly.
AUUCCCUUCCUCAACCCCGGUAGAUGAGGGCUCGAGGGUUGGAUUGGACGAAAACAUCAUGGCGCUGUGCCAUUGCCAGAUUACUGACCGGGGGUUCGCCGAUGCUACUGACAUGGUUGGACCUUCCAUUGAAGUCCUGAGACCUACCAGCACCCAAACCGCCCUGGACGCUCCUUCAGGGUUCUUCACGGUCCAUCUGGCAUCUUUAAAGAAGGGGCUGCGCUUCCCACUCCACCCGUUGUUGGUCGAAUUCCUCAACGUGGUGGACCUUCUCCCGUGCCAGUUGGUUCCCAACUCUCACCGGUACAUCGCCGGUUAUCUGAGGUCCAGUAAACUCUUUGCUAGUGACAAGAAGGGGUCAACCAAAGAUUGGAAACCUUUCUUUGUCUUCGUCUCGACGGGGCCCGAAUCUCCUUUCACGGGUUCAGGGCGCCCUUCCUUCCGCCGCGUCCCAUGCCCCCCACCCGAUGCCACCCUUGUAUCCAUCACUCGCCAACUCUGCAACAAGGGAGUUCUGAACAUCAAGGAGGUGGUGACAGAGGAAACCCUUGCCGGGUUGGGGUUCGAGUUCGUCCAGGAUGAGCUUCGUCACCAACCCGACCUGCUGAGGGACAUUCCCGGGGGGCAUCAGCCUGACCAGCUAAAGGACAUUCCUGAGGAAGGUCUUGACUGUGGUCCUUUUGUGGAAUUACAAGAUUCAGGAGAAGAGAUGGAUAGCGAACUCCUACUCAGUCGCUUCACUGCAGGGAAGAAGAGGAAGAGAGACGCGAAGAGCCAAGGCAAGCGUUCUUCCUCCCGCCGAGAAGAGAGUCCUCCCCGGGAGCCAGCUGUGAUUGUGGUGGAGGACCAAGAUGAGGCUGCCCUGGAAAUGGGUACAAUGGUGGGCCAGUCCCCUCCCCGCUUAGUGAUGCCGGGCGGCGACCUUGCGGGGUCGUCCCAGGGAGCUGCUGCCUCGGAGCGACCUCCCUCGCCGCCAGUAGUGACCUAUGAGGUGGCGAGCGGGGGUCGCUCGACGAGGCUCUGCAUUCCUCCUCCGCCCCGAAACCUAGGGGAUGUGCAACUGGAGACUCUGAUCACCCUGCCUGCAGAGGACCAAGCUCGUAUCUCAGCAGGUUCUGAGGACGACCUUGACAACAUGGUCCUCUUGAGACUUAGUCAGGCCACGCUGGGAAUGAUUGAAGUGGUUGGCAGGAAACGGGGUCGCCAAGCUGCCUCGGACGAAGCGAUGAAGGCAGCCGAGGCCAAGCAGACGGAGUUGCAAGAAGAGGUCGCCCGCCUUACAAGGGAGUUGGAGGAGAGGGAGAUUCGCUGUGCCGCCCUUGAGAUGGAGAAAGCUUCCCAAGAGGACCGCUGUGUCGCCCUUGAGGCAGACAAGGCCUCAUUAUCCUCUGAGGUGGAAUUUGUCUCUGCUCGUGUGGUCGAGCUGGAAGGGGAGAAGUCUGACCUGAUCCGGCAGUUGGAGAGGGAGAGGAGCGACCGGGUCCGCCACGCAGAGGAAGCGGUAGAAUCCUUCAAGUCCUCUCCUGAUUUCACGAUGGUCGCGAUGGAGCGGAUGGACAAGCUAACAGCUGCUUGGCUCCAAACUGAACCUGUGGCUCAAUGGAUGGUCAAGGAAGGGACCAAGUCCUUCAAUUGCGGACUCUUUCGCGCCCCACAAGUUUUCUGUGACAGACUAGCUCAGCUCCCCAAAGGAUUUUCUCUUCCCGACCUUGGCUUCCCCCCUCCCUGCCGCUCCUUGGCCGAGUUCGACCCCAGUUCUUACUUGGACGGAGGGAGCUCGAGUGCCUCUGAAGGAGAAGAAGAAGAAGGAGAAGAAGAUGCUCCAGGCGACCAGAAUCCGGGGGCUAGCUUAGCCACGUCCAAGGCGGGUGGAAACCCCAGCUCGAGCGUUUAACCCCCCUUGCUGUCCUCUUUCAGUUUGUUAGACACUUGUAAUUUUUCCUUCGGAAUGGCUUGUCGUUUUGAUACAAUGCUCCCAUGUAAUUUGACUUGCUGGAUUCACCAUGUGCCUCCCUUUUUCAGCGUCUUACUUCAGCACUCUCUUCUUUAGUUUAGCGGAUUUACAUGUAUGUUUUAGUUUGGGCCCAACUUCUAAUCCCGGCCCGAUUAUCUGACCAGG